ACAUAAACCGACGAAGAAGGAGAACGUGAAGAAGAACGUAGUGUCCUUAGUAAUAUUCAGUAGAGAUAAUAAUAAUAAUGUGAUUAUGGCGUCUGCACUGUUUAGACAUUACCGUCAUAUUAACAGCAGGACAUUUCCCUUCAUGUCACAGAUCUCAGGAGUCCGAUCUAAAAGUACGAUCCAGUACGCCACACGCCCCGACCUGCCCAAACUGGCCUACAGGAAGCUGAAGGGGAAAAACCCCGGGGUCGUUUUCCUCCCUGGCUUUGCCUCUAACAUGAACGGUCAGAAAGCUGAAGCUCUGGAGGAGUUCUGCAAAUCUCUGGGUCACUCCUACCUCAGUUUUGAUUAUUCAGGCUGUGGAGCGUCAGAGGGGAAAUUCACAGACUACAACCUGGGCGUGUGGAAGAAGGACGUCCUGUACGUGUUGGACGAGUUGUCUGAGGGACCGCAGAUAUUGGUGGGCAGCAGUAUGGGCGGCUGGCUGAUGCUGCUGGCAGCUCUGGCGAGACCGGAGAAGGUCGCCGCCCUGGUGGGUAUUUCCACAGCCGCAGAUCAUUUCGUCACCGCCUACAACGAGCUUCCCAUUCAGACGAGGAAGGAGAUCGAGGAGCGCGGGUCCUGGUCGUUCCCCAGCCGCUACAGCGACGAGGGCUCGUACACUCUGAGCGUGGACUUCCUGCGGGAGGCGCAGUCUCACUGUGUGCUACAGGGUCCCAUCCCCGUGUCCUGCCCCGUCCGGCUCAUACACUGCCUUCAGGACGCAGACGUUCCCUGGCACGUGUCCAUGCAGGUAGCCGAGCGCGUCCUCAGCAGCGACGUCGACGUCAUCCUGCGUAAACACGGCUGCCAUCGUAUGUCCCAGAGGAACGACAUCAAACUCAUUGUCUACACCAUUGAUGACCUCAUCGAUAAGCUCACCACAGUGGGGUGAAUCACAUGGGGGGGCGGAGCUUCCGCUACACAACAAAGGACAUUUGAUCCAAUCAGGGUUCAGGGCUUGAUUUGUGGGAAUGUGAUGCGUCCUGUUCACACUUUAAUACUUAAUUUCAGCUUGUAGGUGAUUUAGAUAUUUUAUUUUUAAAAUUAUUCAGUAUUACGUGUUGCUUUUUGAGCAGAAAUGUUUGAUUUCUGAAAGGUCAAAGUGUAUAUUCUAAAAUUGUGCAAUAAAAUAUUUUUCACUACAA
Messenger RNA from Tachysurus vachellii, 1187 nucleotides. It is a transcript of the gene abhd10a, whose product is annotated as abhydrolase domain containing 10, depalmitoylase a. Gene Ontology annotation, biological process: protein depalmitoylation. Gene Ontology annotation, molecular function: palmitoyl-(protein) hydrolase activity; hydrolase activity, hydrolyzing O-glycosyl compounds. Lineage: Eukaryota; Metazoa; Chordata; Actinopteri; Siluriformes; Bagridae. Bases 86 to 934 code for a protein of 282 amino acids. The transcript is spliced from 5 exons. Gene Ontology annotation, cellular component: mitochondrion. The record is from RefSeq and is a predicted model, not a curated record.